AUGUCGUUCUUCUCUCAGGUGUCUGAGGAGGAUCAGAGGUGGAUGCGUCUGGAGGAGCUGGUUGGACCUGCAGCUCACAUCACUCACAGAUCUGGUUCCCUGGUCCAGAUCUCCUCUGAGUAUGAAGACCUAAAAUUACAGCUGCAGACUAAAAACAUGAUCAUCUCUGAUCUGGAGAGGGAGCUCAGAGAAAGUUACCUGCAAAGACAACAGACAGCAUCAGAGGGGUUGGACAGCAGCGAGAGGCUAGCUCACCUGCAGACUGAGCUCUCAUGUCUGCAGCAGAUCCACAAAGAAAACACCAAGGAGAUCGCAGAGAAAGACGUCUGCAUCACUAAACUACGAGCCAACAUCGAGCUGCUGCAACAAGACGGCUCAGACACACUGGCCCAGCUCUCUGAGCUGAGUGAGAGAGCGAGGGAGCUUCAAGAGGAGUUGAAGAAAAAAGAGGAAGAAUGGAGCCAAAAAGAAGAAGAACGUCGGCUGAGGUGUGAAAAGGAGCUCCAGAAGUCAGAGGAGAGGAAGAGGAAGGAGCAGCAGAAGAGAGAGGAGGCAUGGAGGAGGGUAAUCAAGGAGGAGAGAAAGGCCCACACUAAAGCUGUGAGAAAGUGGGCUGAGACGACGGCGAGUUUGAACGCCGAGUUACAGACCAGUGAAAGCACGAGAAGGGACGUCAGUGAAACCUUGGAUAAGACCAGAACCAGCCUACAUAUAGAGAGACAGCAGAAGCAGCAGAUCCAGGACCAGUUGGACCAUGUCACCGGUGUGAUGGAGGGUCUGCAACAGGAGCUGACACAGGUGCAGGACGCAGCUACAAAGACGAUUCACAAAAAGGAAGACAAAAUCGGCACGCUGCUGAAGGAGGUGAUGGAGAGGAAGAGACGGCACGCUGCCUGUCAGAGCGAGUUGCUCCAAAAACAGAAAUCUUCGGAGAAGCUGAGCGAGGAGAGGGAUGAGCUGAGAGCCAAGAUGGACGAGCGGAGCAGGGAGUGUGUCCACCUCAGUCGGGCCCAGGAGAGACUGGAGGCUGAUUUGGCUUUGAGCCAUGAGAAACUGCACACCUUCCACCUGGAGCUGCAGGUCUUUGAAGGGAAACUAAAGGCCCAGGAGGUUGAGAUUGAACAUCUUCACCAGCAGCUUAAAGGAGCCAAAGAGGAGCUGAAAGAAGCCGGAUUACAGAAGGAAAGUGUCGCCAUACUAAAACAAAAAUACACAGCAGCCAUAGAGAAGGUGCAUCGAGUACAAGGCCGGGUGGAGCUGCUCGAGGAGGAGCUACGGUAUUCACAACAACAGCUGACAGACUCCCAGUUAGCCACCCAAGCUGUGAAGGCAGAGCUGACAGAGAUGACUCAGCGGUUUCAGGAAAAGGUAGUCCAAUGGGAGAACUCUCAGGAGGCUCUAGACCAGCUGACAGACGAGCUCCAGGCCAAUCAGAUCCUACUGAGAGAGAGUCAACAGGAAGUAGACGCUCUGAAACAGCAGAGGAUCAUGUCGGAGCGUAAUCUGAAGUUAUAUCAGCAGAGUCACUCUCAUUCUGAUGACGAGUAUCUCAGCCUGCUAUCAGACCAGCAGCAGCUUCAGCAGAGGUGUGCCUUACAGUUUGAUCACCACGCGGAGUGUGAGCGGGUUAUUCUUCAGAUGAAGUCAGAGCUGCAGAGACAAUCUCAGGAAACAGCGGCGCUCAAACAGACCCUCGUUUCAUCCAACCAUGCCCACACCAGCAACCGCGUCCAGCUGGAACAGGAAGUAAAACUUCUAAAAGAGGAAGUUACACACUUGAAGGUUGAGCUGGUUGACAACCAGAAGGUUCAUGCGGCACUUCUCCGUCAGUCAGAGGAGGAGCUGAAGCAGGCCAGACGAGAGGCGGCGAGAAGGAGCGGAGAGGUGGACAUGAAGAGGGGAGAGCUGGAGGCUCUUAGAGGAGACUUACAGAAGGAGGAGGAGAAGACGAGGACAGCACUGAGAGAGAUACAGAGUCUGAGAGGUCACGUCAGGAUGCUGAGAGACGAGCUGGAGGAGAUACACAAAACGCACCGAGUGACAGUGGACAAGUUGGCAGCCCGUGCAGAGGAGGCGAGGCGGAUGGAGGGGCGCCUGACUGAGGGGAAGCUAGCCGAGGAGAAAAUGAGGUCAGUGGCUGUGAGGAUGGAAAUGGAGGUGGACGAGCUGAAGAGGGAUCUGCAGCACGCCAUUGAUCAAAAACUGGAGUUAGAGCGAGAGAAAGAGGAUGCACAGGAGCAGGUGGAGGCUCUCCGAUCUGAGCUGGAGGAGACGCGGUCUAACAACACAAACCUUCGCCAUGAGAGCCAGCUGGUUAUGACAAACGUCAACAGAUGGAUCACUGAACAGAAAGCUUCCAACAUGAACCUCACAGCCCAGAUGAGGGCCCAGAAUAAGGUUCUGCUCAUCCUUACUGAGGAAAAGGAGCAUCUUCAGGAAGCUAAUGACACACUGAACGCUGAGGUAAAGAGACUGAAGGAAGCUGCCAAUGAGAAGGAGAGAGAAAUCGAACGCUUAAAGGCCCAGAUAAGAGACCAGAGCGCCCUACAAGACCACCACAUCCAGGAGAAGCACAGAUGUGUCGCCCGAAACCUGGACAAAAUGGAGGACAUGCAGACCCGACUGCAGAUCAACCUGAAGGCCAUCGGGACGCUAAAUCAACAAUUGAACGCCCUCAGCAGAGAGAACAGGCGUCUGCGUAGGCAGCUGGAGGAGGAGAGGUCCAUGCGAAGACCAGAAGACAAACCGUGCUCCUCUGUCUGCCGCCCCCUCUCCCCUACUGCCCGCCCACCUCCUCCCUCCACCUCCUUACCCUCAUCUCUCCACCGUCCUCCUCCCCUGAGCUCGGACACAGCGACCGCAGACCUCCUAGCCCACGCCGAGCUGGGCCGGGCUGGGCCUGAGAGACCAGGUGAGUCCCAGACUCUGGGUGGAGUGUUCAGGAGAGCGGCGAGCAGCUCCGUGGAAAAACGCGCUCGGUCUGGGAGAACGAGCGGGGAUGUGAUCAAAUGA
Molecule: messenger RNA, 3012 nt
Organism: Cheilinus undulatus (humphead wrasse)
Lineage: Eukaryota; Metazoa; Chordata; Actinopteri; Labriformes; Labridae
Product: trichohyalin-like
Exons: 21
Coding region: 1-3012 (1003 amino acids)
Biological process (GO): spermatogenesis
Source: RefSeq, a predicted model, not a curated record